Ilex paraguariensis (yerba mate) is the source of this 1472-nucleotide messenger RNA. The record is from the annotation of a GenBank genome assembly. NCBI's taxonomy places the organism in Eukaryota, Viridiplantae, Streptophyta, Magnoliopsida, Aquifoliales, Aquifoliaceae.
GCUAGUUGUAAAACAAAUGACACCGAUAAUAGAGUCUGUCAGUAAUUUGAAAUAAAUUAUUGGAUAUUAGACUUAACAGGAAAGAGUAGAACUUCUUUGGAUAUCUUACCAAUGAAAGAGUGAAAGGAGAGAAGAAAUCGUAAAUUAUCUUUGAACCCCACUGUAUGGCUCCUCUUUUUCUGUUCUGCGCUUCUGCCUCUGUUCCUAGGUUCAAUGCACAACCAGUGCUUGAAUGCAACUAUCCAAGCUACAAACGAGGUCAAUGUUUUAUGCAAUAUCUCCGCCUAAACCUUGUGUAUCUUAUCCGAGAAGCACUUGUUUUCGUCGAGCUCAUUUAGCUCCAACAUGGAUUCGUGUAUCGGCUAAGUUGGCCAGUCCCAAUGGGGUUGAAGUGGAGUACACUCCAUGGCUAAUUGUUGGAUUGGGAAACCCAGGAAACAAGUAUCAUGGAACUAGGCAUAACGUUGGUUUUGAAAUGAUUGAUCGCAUUUCUCAAGAAGAAGGUAUCCUGAUGAAUACAAUACAAUCAAAGGCAUUGAUUGGAAUAGGUGGUUCUAUUGGGGAGGUACCGGUUUUGUUGGCAAAACCUCAGGCUUACAUGAAUUUCAGUGGAGAAGCAGUUUACGAUGAGAUGAGUUUACCAAAUGGUGUUUUGAGGCUUCAGCCAAGAGGAGGGCAUGGCCUUCACAAUGGAGUGAAGAGUGUGAUGGAACAUUUGGAUGGUCUUCGUGAAUUUCCGCGGUGUUGCAUCGGCAUUGGAAAUCCACCUGGUACAAUGGACGUGAAAGCUUACCUUCUUCAGAAAUUCAGUUUGGAGGAGCGAAAGCAGAUAGAUGCGGCAUUGGAACAGGGAGUUGAGGUUCUCAGGACCCUGGUACUCGCAGGUUUCGGUGGUAGAAUCACUAGAUUUAAUCUGGGCCAGAAGUACAAGUACCACAAAGUUUGAGCAACCUCACCAAACAAAACCAAAGGUAUGGUCGAAAGGCAUCUAUACCGUGUUUGAAUCGAUUUUGGAUGUUCCUGCAAUUUCCUUGUACAGUAUUUUUGGGCCAACUGUUGAGGCUGAUGUAUCCUUAAAAGACUUUAGCCCUGUUUUUUAACAACCUUGGUGCCUCUUAACCUAACCUUCAGUUUUGGGUCUUUAAAAUUUGUUACUAGAGUGUAAGAGAAGUGAGUUAGUGAGCUGUUUGUAAUUGUACAUUUGAUGGUACUUCACCCUAAACUGAUAUUGAAAACUGAGAAAUGCAUGUUUAUAUUAGCAAUGAGUUCAAAUUUUGGAGCUUGGCACCGAUGGAUUGCAACUUUUUAGUAUCUGAAGUCAAAACUUCCCCUCAUGAGAUGUUUCUGUGUCUUCUAAUCUUUUUAGCCAACUCAAACACUAGCAGAAGAUCGAUGGGGGUGGGCUUUAUAUUCUAACUGAUGCUUAACAUUCAGGCUCAGGGUCAGCAAGCAAAAUUUCAUCUGAAGCGGGA